UCGCGGCUCCCGCAGCCAUGGCGGCUCCCGGCGGGAUGGUGGCGGUGCUGCCGGGGCUCUACGUGGGCGGCGCGGACUCCUGCUCGUCCCCGGCGGCGCUGUCGGCGGCGGGGGUGGUGGCGGUGCUGACGGUGGACGCGGAGGAGCCCCCGGCCGUGCCGGGGCUGCGGGCCAUGCACGUCCGGGCGCGGGACGAGCCCGGCGCGGACCUGCUGAGCCGCCUGGACGAGUGCGCCGCGUUCCUGGGCGCGGCCCGGGCGGGCGGCGGCGCCGCGCUCGUCCGCUGCCACGCCGGGGUGAGCCGCAGCGUGGCCGUGGUCGCCGCCUACCUGAUGAAGACGCAGGGGCUGGGCUGGCAGGAGGCGCUCGCCGCCGUGAGGGCCGCCAAGCCGGACGCGCAGGUGAACCCGGGCUUCCAGGCGCAGCUGAAGCUCUACGAGGCCAUGGGCUGCGCCGUGGACACCAGCAGCGCGCUCUACAAGCGGUACCGGCUGGAGAUGCUCAGCCAGAGGCUCUCCGAACCUCAAGACUUGCCCCGAGAAGUCUUUGCAGUUGAUCCUACCACUACAUGUCAAACAUUGAACACAGAGGUUCUCUACAGAUGCAGGAAAUGCAGACGCGCUCUGUUCCGUAGCUCCAGCAUUUUGUCCCACACGGAAGGAGUGGGACCGACAGCCUUUGCCCACAAGAGGAUAACAGAGUCUGCACGGCUUUCUGGGAACGGCCAGGAAAAGUGCACCUCCUACUUCAUCGAGCCUGUGCAGUGGAUGGAGCCGGCAUUGCUCGGAGUAAUGGAAGGACAGCUUCUGUGUCCCAAAUGCUCGUCAAAGCUGGGCUCCUUCAGCUGGAGGGGAGAUCAGUGUUCCUGUGGCCGCUGGGUGACACCAGCCUUCCAGAUCCACAAAAGUCGAGUGGAUGAAGUGAGGACAUUGCCUGUUGGUAACUUCCAGACUGCCAAAACCUGAACUCAUCACUUCACUUCAUGGAUUUCUUAACAUCUGCUGAGAACUACUAGUCCAUCGUUGCCAGGAAAUGAGUUUAUGACUUCCAGCUUUGUGAGGUGGCAGAAUUACUUGAACACCUUCAGCUUGAUGUGUCUCUUAAUAUAUUCUAUGAAAUACCAGAACCUUUCUUCAAAGAGGUGUUACAGAGUGGUCAAAUCUAAAAACUGGGCCAAGUGUGA
Molecule: messenger RNA, 1183 nt
Organism: Zonotrichia leucophrys gambelii
Lineage: Eukaryota; Metazoa; Chordata; Aves; Passeriformes; Passerellidae
Gene: DUSP12
Product: dual specificity phosphatase 12
Exons: 6
Coding region: 18-965 (315 amino acids)
Biological process (GO): protein dephosphorylation
Cellular component (GO): nucleus
Molecular function (GO): protein tyrosine/serine/threonine phosphatase activity
Source: RefSeq, a predicted model, not a curated record